Messenger RNA from Bipolaris victoriae FI3, 186 nucleotides. RefSeq lists its product as hypothetical. The coding region runs from base 1 to 186 and encodes 61 amino acids. NCBI's taxonomy places the organism in Eukaryota, Fungi, Ascomycota, Dothideomycetes, Pleosporales, Pleosporaceae. The transcript has a single exon. The record is from RefSeq and is a predicted model, not a curated record.
AUGCACCUGUUGCUGAGAAAUGUCGGACGAGCAAACGGGCCGUCGCCCGGGGGAGCGUGGAAUAGUAUACGUAUAUAUACAUCAGAUGGGUCGGGCGAGAAAAAGCCCACACACCCUCAGUGGAUUCCCUCACCUCCAAAACUUUUUGGCUGCGAAAGAAAAUUUCUGUCACGUCUGCGCGUCUGA